AAACACUAAUUCUGAAUAUGCGAGUCAGUGAUUGUGAAUCUGUGAAGAAAAAAAAAAACCACCCUAGCAAUCUAGCAUCCCAAUUUGCCCCUCAGAACAGAACACGGAAGAAGAAGAAGAAGAAGAAGAAGAAAGAAAAAAAAGUUCUGGAAUCUCGAUUCAUACAAAGCACUCCCGGCUCUUAUUGGCUUCGAGUUCACCGGAUAAUGCAAACAGUGUAACUUGAACUAGUCGGUUUCCGGUAACUAUAGAUCACCACGCCACCAUGUCGAUCGAAGAGUUGAAAUCUGCUAUGGAGGAACACGUUGAACUUAUGUCAGAUCUUGUUCAGAAAAUCUCUUCCGAACUUCGUGCUGGCCUUCGCCCUGCUUACGAUAAUUUUUUAGGUUUCUUUCAUGCCAUUGAUUGGAAGGAACCCUGGCUAUUAGGACUGUUAACUUUCCAUGUUGUAUUGCUGCUUGUAACUAUCAUCUCUAGAAAGAAUACCAACUUCCAGAUGUGCUUGUUCCUUUUGACGUUGGCUGGUGUAUAUCUUGCUGAGAGGCUUAAUAGUUUUUUGGGAAAAAACUGGAAAAGCUUCUCUAGUCAAAACUAUUUUGAUCCAAGUGGAGUAUUUACAUCAGUUCUUUGGUCUGGACCUCUUCUUGCAUUGGCUAUGAUAAUCUUGAUCAAUACACUCUUCUCCUUAUGUUACUUGAUUGUUAAGUGGAAAAGAGCUGAACUAAGACAUCGUGCGAGGGCUGCUCGUAGUAAGCAGGAAUAGUUGAUUUGUAGUGGGAUUUUGAUGGAUUAAACUAUGAAGGAGGACUUCAUGUCAAUUAGGUGAUGUAAUCACAUGGUCAUACAAAUGAGUUUUUUUUUGUCUUUCUUUUUUCCUCCUAAACAAAGUUUCUUAUUGAUUGCUCACUAUCCAAUUAUGUUUAUUAAUUAACAUGAAUUGCCCCCCA
Cicer arietinum (chickpea) is the source of this 947-nucleotide messenger RNA. RefSeq lists its product as uncharacterized. Gene Ontology annotation, cellular component: nuclear membrane. NCBI's taxonomy places the organism in Eukaryota, Viridiplantae, Streptophyta, Magnoliopsida, Fabales, Fabaceae. The record is from RefSeq and is a predicted model, not a curated record.